Hibiscus syriacus is the source of this 631-nucleotide messenger RNA. Its product is annotated as germin-like protein 9-3. The record is from RefSeq and is a predicted model, not a curated record. Gene Ontology annotation, cellular component: cell wall. Gene Ontology annotation, molecular function: manganese ion binding. Bases 11 to 631 code for a protein of 206 amino acids. The transcript has a single exon. NCBI's taxonomy places the organism in Eukaryota, Viridiplantae, Streptophyta, Magnoliopsida, Malvales, Malvaceae.
UAUUACAGUUAUGGGUAGCAUAUCAUUCAUUCAUGCACUUUUAUUUUUACUUGUACCAAUGGUUUCCCAGGUAAUACAUGCUAGUGACAGAGACAUUAAGCUCAACUCUGUUGUGCCUCGGAGUAUCGCCACCGCCGAUGCAAGUUUCUUCACGCACUCCGCCUUCCGAGCCCUGAUCGGGGCUGAUCAACCGGCGGUUUUCGGGGUUAUGAAAGUUAGCGAGGCAGAAUUUCCGGCCUUAAAUGGUCAGGGUGUUUCCUAUGCUGUUCUACGGUUCCCUUCGGGUUCCUUAAAUCCAUCCCACCGCCAUCCCGAAUCCGCCGAGCUUCUUUUUCUUCUCGCCGGCUCUCUCGAAGUUGGGUUCAUCGAUGCAAACAAUGUGUUACGAAGUGAGACACUUGAAGCUGGAGAUGUUUUUGUUUUCCCCAAGGGGGUUGUCCAUUAUCAGUACAACUACGGGCAGGACUCGGGUUUUGCGAUCUCUGCUUUCGGCGAUGCAGAUGUUCGAACCAUACGUAGUCCGGGGUCUAUUGUUUCAACUAACAUUAGAGAUGAUAGCAUUGCUAAAUCUGUCAAGAUUGAUGCAUCAAACGUUGAGAAGAUCAAGGAUUCUUUUAUAUUAGCAGAUUGA